Fusarium sp. VM40 is the source of this 2751-nucleotide messenger RNA. Lineage: Eukaryota; Fungi; Ascomycota; Sordariomycetes; Hypocreales; Nectriaceae. The record is from the annotation of a GenBank genome assembly.
AUGGCCUCCCCGAGCGCUCGUGCCUCACAAGGCUCUCCUACCCAUAAUGAACGCCAUGAAGAUUUCAUUGAGUUUGUGAGGCAGAACUCACAGAUGGGGUUGGACGGCCACAACAAGAAGGAACCCUUCAUCAGUCCUGCCGAGACCGAAGCUUGGUGGAGACAACGCGGCGAGAAUCGUAUUCCCCGUGCACUCGAACGUUCUAUCCAGGCACGACCUUCCACUAUUCUCACGGGCUACAUCAUCAUAUUCUCAAUCCUCGUCUACAUUCGACGAACUUGUUUAAUACCUACCUUUAUACGCCAUGGUUUCCAAGAUAAACAGCUGCCCAUCCUCGACCCCGCCUGUUUCGGAGAGGAUCCCACGCAGAUUGCCAUGAUGCGCGAGUUCUACGACAGCCAGUGGAGAUUCUGUCCUGUCAUUUUCUCGAAUAGCUCACCAAUGGACCAGAGAAACAUCCAUGUACGGCAGAUACUACCUAUCAGGUCUGAGACGAUAAUAGGAAGCAAAGCACAAAACUCCAAGUCACUGAUUCGAGUGAUCACUCUGUAUGAUGGAUGCUACGACACAUCAUGGAGUCCUACAGGCGUCGUCGUUUUCAAAGAAUACCGCAAACAGGGUUUCCGAAGAUCAUGGACUCAAGAGUUCAACGCAUUCGUCUCGAUCGAUUCCUGCGAACAUAUCGUACAGUAUCUUGGCUCGUUCGAACAGAACAAUCGGUACAUCAUCAUCCUCGAGCAUGCAAGUGGCGGCAGUCUACUACAUUUGUUCAACCAGGACGUUCGGCCUACUACACCCGAGCAACGCAUGCACUUCUGGAGAGGCCUGAUGGGCCUUACAAAGGCCAUCAACACGAUACAGAACCUUGGUGGAGGACCGGGUGACCAAAGAACAGGAUUUGCCCAUCGAGACAUCAAUCCAGCUAAUAUUCUAGUCUUUCCCGGCGAGGGAGGGAUGUUUUCUCCUGGUUUCAAGAUGAAACUUGCCGAUUUCGAUACUGCCAUACCGAUUCAUCGUAUCGGUGACAAACCUUUUACGUACCAGGACAAUGACGGAAACAGGACUUACUGCGCUCCCGAAGCCUCCCGGAUUUAUAAGGAGCAAGAGAGAGACUUGAAGCAAGUCCACGUCGCCUCUGAUAUAUGGUCUCUUGGGUGUGUCGUCAGCGAGUCCAUCGUCUGGGUCUCCGGCGGGAUGGCUGCGCUUGAGAGAGCUGUCAUCGACCGCAAUACUGAGAUCAAGAAAUGUUACCCGACCAUGGUUGGCAGUGGUUUCGAACAAGGCUUUCACAACUGCUCUGUGCUACUGUGCUGCGUCUUCAAUGCACACAGAACAGCACUUGAAAACUUGCAGGGCGUAUCUUCCUUGUCGGAAGGUGUGUCCAGGCUGGUAGAACUUGGGAUGCUCGUGUCCAUCGAGAAGCGGAACGAUCCAAUAGUUCUCUGGAACAACUUUGAUAGCUUGUACAACCAGUUAUCGGCUGGCACUUUACAAAGCCCAGUUGCGGGUGAGUUCGCAACAGACACCAUAUAUUGCGACCAACCCACUGAGAAUCCUACGCAAUACGGCAACUUGCAAGCUCCAGGCUCAAGUUCUUUGACUUAUCCCCCAGUCAAUAUCAAUGGAUACGGGAAUAUGAUGCCGAAACGGAUUCCACGUACCCCUACGAUACAAACGGAUCCCAUUCUCAACAAUUGGGAUGAGAAUCAUCACUCCCCUCUGAGUACUGGAAGACCGACUUCCAAGCAGUGGACACCUCAGAGUCCUCAUGGUUUCAGUACUUCUCUGCAUCAAGCCAUCGAGGCGCACUCUGACGAAAACCGCUUCCCUCAGCAAAACCCAAGAAUCCAUGCAACCGUUAACGGCGCACAAUCCUCUAUACCACACAGGUAUUCUGUCAACUCGACAGUUGGUCAGAAUGGCUUUCAUUCCCCUAUAUCUGCACAGGUAACGCCAUUGGAAAGAGCCGCUUCGAGUUUCCUCAGCCCAUCACCCAUGCCUACCAGGCCAACGAGUAUGUACGGGACUACGACUGUGGAUGAUGCUUUCCGCCAUCGUCGGAACAACGGGAGAAGAGAGACUCUAGACGGGUAUACCAAGUUCCGUCAGCGCAUUGCACCCCGGCAUUUCAUCAUCCUGAUAGACGACUCCGAGUCAAUGCGAAUCAUGUUUCGCGAGGUCCUCAAGGUUGUCGAGAUUUUGGUAUGGCUCGUCAAGGAUUUCGACUCACUGGGUGUAGACAUUCGCUUCGCAUCCAAUCCAAUCAAGCGACAUACAAGGACUUUUCCGAGACCUUCCACCGACAGGCUCAUGGCCUCUGUUCGCCAAUGGUUCGAAAGAAACGAAGCUGACAAAUACUGCAAUAUGAAAUACUUGCUUAACAAAAUAUUUGCAGACGAUAAAAUAGUGAGCCCCAGAUAUCCGACCAGUGUCUUAGUUUUGACGGAUGGGGUUUGGGAGGGUGGCCCCAUCCAAGAUAUUGGUGCUGAGACGAGCAUAUCACAGGUCAUUAAGCAGAUGGAUGAUAAGGGGGUGAGUGACACAGACUUCACAUUCCAAUUUGUGAGAUUCGGUAAUGAUCCCGACGGCCUUGCUCGACUAAAGUAUCUCGAUGAUGAGGCUGUAUUUGAGAGCAGCAAGGGUCAUAAUCGUCAAGUUGAUAUCGUCGACUCGAAGCCCUCAACCGCCAAUGUAUGGUCAAUCCUCACUGGAGCGGUCAGUCCGCAUUGCGAUCAUGACGACGAGACGUGA